Molecule: messenger RNA, 1301 nt
Organism: Aplosporella prunicola CBS 121167
Lineage: Eukaryota; Fungi; Ascomycota; Dothideomycetes; Botryosphaeriales; Aplosporellaceae
Exons: 6
Coding region: 120-1238 (372 amino acids)
Source: RefSeq, a predicted model, not a curated record
AAGAUGCGGCACGGUACAUAGAAACCGUGGUUCAGUCGUUCGAUUAGGCUUUGCUGAUUCCCUCUAUUUUGAUUUGAGGCGUUUUUGAUUGCGCCGCAUUGUGGGCUUUUUGGUUGAGCAUGCAGGCCAUCACUGCUGAUAAUGGGUCCCGACAGCCGAUGUUCUUGGCGGUGUUGGGCGUCCUCUUGCUACUAUCUAUUACGACAGUCGUCGCCCGGCUUUAUUGUCGCAUCGUGUACGUCCAGUAUGUGGGCGUCGAUGACUACUUCAUACUGGUUGCCAUGAUUGUGGUCAUUGCAAUGAGCAUUGCGAACGUAAUCCAUAUUAGCUGGGGAACUGGGCGCCAUUUUUCAGACCUUGGAAUGGAGGCUCUCGAACCGACCUUGAAGCACUGGUACGCAUACCAGCUGAUCUAUCCGUUUGCGCUGUUUUUCGUCAAGGCCAGUAUCCUCGCCCUAUACCACAGGCUCUUCCGCAAGAGGCAGUUCCGAUACUGGCUAUGGGUAGUUGCGGGGAUAGUCACUGUAUAUACAGUGGUUGUCGUUUUUGUCAACGCUUUUGAAUGCCGAAGCCAUCCCACUCAUGCAUGGAGUCUCAACUUUCCAGAAGGAUGCAAUAAUCUGUCCGCCUCUUACUUCUCCAUGGCUUCAAUCAGUAUCGCGACCGAUGUGGCGAUUUUGGUGUUGCCUCUACCGGUUCUUGUGAAGUUAAACAUCCAACGAAAUAAAAGAUUGGCGCUGAUUGGGAUUUUCCUCUCCGGUACGGUUGCCGUCAUCGCGUCCAUAGUACGCCUCAACGCUCUCUACAUUUACACCGUCACGAAGGACGUUUCAUUUGACGCGAUAUACAUACUGUUGUGGUCGCAGAUCGAGGUCAACGUCGCGAUUAUUACUGCAUCUGCCCCGUCCCUCCGUCCUAUGUUCAGAGAGACAUUCAAGAGCUCGCAUGGAUCAAGUCGACCCAGGCUCCACAGCGGUAGCCAGUCUGCUGGUUACAUGUUCUCUCGAUCGCGAACCCGUAGAUCCGGUGGAGACGGUGUCAUAGAGCUGCAUUCGUACGAUGGAAACGAAGGCCGGUUCGAAACAACUAUAAGAGGGCGUGCAGGCAAUGAAAGCGAGGAGUGUAUCCUUGGUAUGACCGCGGCGGGGAUCAAUAUUAUCAAAACGGUGGAUGUGCAGGAGACAAGCGUUGAGCCGCAUGAAGGAGAUUCGAAUGAGGACGUAGGACGCGGUACCUGAAUGCGACUUAUUUCAAUGGGGGCAAUGGCCUCUCGAUCACGUCGAUUUGCGCUAUAUGCCGUC